AUGCAGUUCAAGACCGCCGCCGUCGCCAUCUUCGCCAGCCUCGUCACGGCCCAGGACCUCUCCCUCCUCCCCGACUGCGCGCGUCCCUGCUUCGUCGACAGCUUCCCCCUCUCCGGCUGCGCCUCGCAGACCGACUUCGCCUGCAUCUGCGCUUCCGACGCGUACAACAACGCUGUAACCACUUGUGUCCUGGGUGCUUGCCAGACUGCCGAUGUGUAA
This is a messenger RNA of Colletotrichum spaethianum, 219 nucleotides long. Its product is annotated as GPI-anchored CFEM domain protein ARB_02741. NCBI's taxonomy places the organism in Eukaryota, Fungi, Ascomycota, Sordariomycetes, Glomerellales, Glomerellaceae. The record is from RefSeq and is a predicted model, not a curated record. The coding region runs from base 1 to 219 and encodes 72 amino acids. The transcript is spliced from 3 exons.